GGGUAGAAUGCUCUUCGCAAAAGCCUGCCGUCGGAAACAACAAGAUAACUUUUCAUAUUGUAUAGGAUUAGGCUAAUAUAAUUAUUUUUAUCUCAAUUCAUUCGUAUUAGUAGGCUUUGGAAGAAUAGACUCAAGUACUUCGAUGAUUGAUCAAGAAAUGAUUACUCAAUUAUUAUUAUUGUAAAUUUGUCAAUAAUGCAUGUAAUUAAGAAGGUCUUGAAGACUGUUCAUCUGUCAUAGGAAAUCAGAUGUUUGCAGACAAGACAAUACUAAUAUUAUUACUCAUACAAAAACAAGACAGGAUUGACAAAACUAAAUUCAGGCCAAACAAGUUUAUUUCUGUUUUUGUGAUUUAACUUCUCAACAGUCAAUUGUAUUCUAUAAGGCAACAUGGUUUACAUAGGAUCAGACGGACACAUCAGCCAAGGCUCAAAACCAUGGGGCUUGAGUCGUUUGAUUGACACACUAUGGGCCCCAUUGAACUUCAUUGCUUUUUUUUUCCAAACACUAAUCCCUGGAGGCAAUAACUCUGGAGGAGCUACUCGAUAUUCAAUUGGAGGAACGUCGGCUGGCUCAAGUGGUUCAGCUUCAAGACGUCCUCCUGGCAACGGUGGUUCCUCAAGAUUUCGCACCAUUUCCGAUGUAGCGCCACCUAUGCCUUCUUGCCGCAGCUGCAUGUGAAUCCAACAAUGAGUCAACGGAAUCUCAAAAUUAUUUAUAAGAGCUCCUUCCUUAUUUCUUUUCACAAAUCGUGUUUUCUUUCGUUCUUCCAAUUUUUCUAUUUCAUAUGAGUUUUAUAACUGCUACUGUUUUUAAAAUUAGGUACACUCUUGGAGCUAUAAAGGAAAAGGAUAUUUGUCCGAGGAAGAGACAAAUAUUCCAAUAUUCUCUGUUAUUAAUAAAUGUUGUUUUAUUGAUAAAUAUGUAUAAUUCCAUGAAUUGUCGAGACCAAGUUAAUGUUUGUUCUAUUAAUUUGUAAUACUGGGAACUAUACAAAUAAAAAUGUAUGCUUGGGUGAAAAAUAAUUUAUUAUCAGCCUAUAGUACUACUAUCUAAGAUGUAAGAUUAGAAAACUAACUGUUAAUAAUAAAAGUUUCCAAUUUUAUUACUAUCGA
Nilaparvata lugens (brown planthopper) is the source of this 1115-nucleotide messenger RNA. Its product is annotated as selenoprotein K-like. The transcript is spliced from 4 exons. Gene Ontology annotation, biological process: endoplasmic reticulum calcium ion homeostasis; calcium ion transport. The coding region runs from base 391 to 681 and encodes 96 amino acids. Gene Ontology annotation, cellular component: endoplasmic reticulum membrane; Golgi apparatus. The record is from RefSeq and is a predicted model, not a curated record. NCBI's taxonomy places the organism in Eukaryota, Metazoa, Arthropoda, Insecta, Hemiptera, Delphacidae.